This is a messenger RNA of Sciurus carolinensis (gray squirrel), 604 nucleotides long. Its product is annotated as histone H2A.V-like. Lineage: Eukaryota; Metazoa; Chordata; Mammalia; Rodentia; Sciuridae. Bases 1 to 540 code for a protein of 179 amino acids. Gene Ontology annotation, molecular function: DNA binding; protein heterodimerization activity; structural constituent of chromatin. The record is from RefSeq and is a predicted model, not a curated record. Gene Ontology annotation, cellular component: nucleosome. The transcript has 2 exons.
AUGGAGUAUAACUUCUUGGAACAUGACGUUUUGACUAGCUCUAACCAGUAUCCAAAAGCAGCUUUGCCACCAGAUAAUAUAAGCACCUCAGACCUCACUCUGCUUCUGCAUACUCCGGUGCUCGUCAGAGACAUGAUGUAUUCACUGGGAUUACAGGCUGGAGGCAAAGCUGGAAAGGAUAGUGGGAAGGCCAAGGCCAAGGCAGUGUCUCGCUCACAAAGAACUGGACUACAGUUUCCUGUGGGCCGCAUCCACAGACACUUGAAGACUCACACCACAAGCCACGGAUGGGUGGGUGCCACUGCUGCCAUCUAUAGUGCUGCGAUUCUGGAGUACCUCACUCCUGAGGUGCUGGAGCUGGCAGGUAAUGCUUCCAAGGAUCUUAAAGUAAAGCGUAUCACUCCACGUCACUUGCAGCUUGCAAUUCGUGGUGAUGAAGAGUUGGAUUCUCUUAUCAAGGCUACCAUAGCUGGGGGUGGUGUGAUCCCUCAUAUCCACAAAUCUCUGAUUGGAAAGAAGGGACAGCAGAAAACUGCUUAGAGGGUUGUUUUAACUAACCCUCUUCCUCCCGGUCAUUGUACAGUAACUGAGACAGAAGAUAACA